Desarmillaria tabescens is the source of this 483-nucleotide messenger RNA. RefSeq lists its product as uncharacterized. The transcript has 7 exons. The record is from RefSeq and is a predicted model, not a curated record. Gene Ontology annotation, molecular function: zinc ion binding. The coding region runs from base 1 to 483 and encodes 160 amino acids. NCBI's taxonomy places the organism in Eukaryota, Fungi, Basidiomycota, Agaricomycetes, Agaricales, Physalacriaceae.
AUGGUUCUCCUCCUCCUUUCCAUCAAAGCCGAGCUGGAAAAUGUAACAGAUCUUGUACCGGCAUCGGAGGAUUUCGAGUACUUCUUCCAGGUUAAAUGUAACAGUUGCAAUGAAGUUCACCCAAAGCUCGUGUCCGUGAAUCGUAAGGAAGAACGAAAGGUGUCCGGAGGGAAAGGUGCUACUGCUAAUUUUGUCUGGCGAUGUGGACUAUGCAAACGGGAGAGCUCUGCAAAGUUCGAUUCAAGUUAUCCGCCACAGCCUUACAAUGCAGCGAACGGUCAAUUUGCACCCCUACUAAAGGUCGAGUGCAGGGGUCUUGAAUUUAUAGGAUUCGAUCCUAGCGGUAUUUGGAAAUGUGUCGGAAUGACAGGACAAUCAUUUCCCGAGGUCGACCUCAGCGAAGGAGAGUGGAAUGAUUACGACGAGAAGGCCGCUCUACCUGUCGGCGUGUCUGAUAUAGGCAACAAGUGGACAAGGGCGUGA